Anopheles cruzii is the source of this 2493-nucleotide messenger RNA. RefSeq lists its product as uncharacterized. The record is from RefSeq and is a predicted model, not a curated record. The annotation marks the transcript as partial. Lineage: Eukaryota; Metazoa; Arthropoda; Insecta; Diptera; Culicidae. The transcript has 4 exons.
GGUACUUCUCGUUCAUCAACGAGAAGGGCGCGGCGUCCGCCACCGUCUACACGACGAUCGUCCAGCUGGUCCGGGAUCAGGUGUACAAGUUUCUUUCGCUGGAAAAUCUGGCCGCCUAUACCGAAUCGCACGCCGACAACUUUAGCCACAAGGCGCACUACGUGAAGGCGACGGCCAAGGCGGGCCAGGUGUACCGUUUGCUGGCCGUGUUUCAGGACGGCGACCACAAGACGGCGUCCGCUAGUCACAAGGAUACCACGUCGUCGCUGACCAGCGAGCGGCACAUCGGGGGCCGCGAGAAGGAGCGAGGAAAGUACGCCCAGCUUCUGGACGACAAUCGACAGAUCUACUACGUCUCACUAUCGGCCAAAGGGAAGUUCUACGAAAUCGAGCAGCACAGUGCACCCGUGCUGCAGAAGGCGGGCUGCGGUGGUGGUGGUGGGGCCGGUUUCGGCCACCAUCAUCACCAGCAGCAGAAUGGUGGCGGCACGAACAACACCCACAACAGCGGCAACAACCCGCUGCAAAAUCGGAAACGGCAGCUCAGCCGGGACUGUGUGCAUCGGAUCGGGUUCAUCAUGCAAUCGGACGUUAGUCUGCCGCUGAAUCUGCGGCUCAUCUCGCCCCAAAACGGGCUGCCCUCGACCGUACCCGAGUACGUGACGAUCGCAAAGUGCAGCGAAGAAAACUUCCUCAUCGCGUGUCCGCUGGACGAGCAGCAGCUGACCUCGACGCUGACGCUCACCAAGCUGCACCUGGCACCGCAGAUGAAGUUCGCCAAGUGCACGAUGGGCUUCGAGAGCGAGCAGCACAUGCUGCUCAACCCGAACGUGCAGACGGUGCUCAAGUUCUGCCAGUUCAACUGCGACAACUUUCUGCGCAUCGUCGACCACGAGACGAACGCCAUCGAACUGCAGCAGAUGGUGGCGGUGGCGGCCCAGCAGCAGCAGCAGCACCGCGACCGGGAACCCGUUUCGCCCAGUGCCACGCUCACGACCACGACGGGCCCGAGCUCGCUCGGGUCCAACACGAGCGGUGCCGGCAAGGAGCUGUCGUCGAAGGGUAGCGAUGUCCUGCGGGCAUUCGGCCGGCUGUUUGGCGGUGGUUCCGGCGGCGGUGGCCACGAUCGCAACGGUUCCGGCCACGAGAAGGAAGAUUCCAUCAUAUUUUUAAGUAAAAAUGAUCUGGAAAGUCUCGAGUGCGGUGCUCGGGCCCGGAGUGACCACCACCACGAAGACCACCAUAGCCACCAGCAAAAUCACCACCAGCACCACCAUCAUCACAGUUUGGAUGACCGCUCGUUCGAUGGAUCGUCGCGGCAGGAAUUGACCCACCAACCGCACUCGUUGCCGGCCGGUGGAUUCAGCGAGAAGAUGAAGGUGUUCACGGCGAAUGGCGGUCCCGGAGGCAAAGCGAAGUCCUCUAGCCGCUGGUUCAAGGGACUGGGAGGCGGCGGGAAAGCGACCGGCGUCGGCGGUGGCGGUGGCCACCAUCACGGUCGCCCGGUCUCGCCGACGACGACGGUCGACGACGAGUGGGACAAACGGACGAGCCUCGACCGGUACAAGGACAUGUCGAAGCUGAUCCAGGAACGGUUCGGCACUCUCGGCUUGUCCGGCGUCACCUCCCAGCGGGCCACCAGCUCGUCGGACAUUCUGCUCGGUGGAGGAGGAGGCACGGAAGACGAGCUGGUCAGUCUCAAUCCGGCCCCGGGUUGCGGGAGUGCGGAAAAGAUCCUUAGCAGCGGUUACGAGUCGGACAGCACGUCGUGCCUCGGGAGCGGCACGGCCGGUAUGCAGAAGUCCCGCUCGCUGCAGCACAUUGGCCACCAGCGAGACGGAGUGGCCUCGGCCGGUAAAAACCGCCCGGACCUGGUGACCAAUAUUUCGGGCUCGGUGGAGGGUGGCGACGAUGACGAUGACGAUCGCUUGUCCGAGCUCGACGGGGACACGUUGUUCUUCCCGCUGCGCACCGCCGCCCACCAGCAGUCCUUCAUGACGCAGAAGCUGUACAGUGAGUUCCACGUCAAGACGAAACAGUACAGCAAAUCGUCCUCCAGCAUCCAGCAGCUCCUGCAUCUGGCCAGUGGCAGUGGAGCGCUGGUCCACGGGAAGCAGGGUAAACAGCGCGGUGCACCGGCGGCCAGCGGAAAGAACCGGAGCACCUCCAACGAGGUGAUCCUUUCGUUCGAAGACCUGCGCUACAUGAACCGUGAGGAGGAGGAGCCUAGUGCCGGCAAACGAGGCGGAUGGUCGGGCGAACAGGAAGCGGCAGCGGCCCAUCGGCGACUGAAGUCGGUGUCGCUGAGAGUACAGCAGGAGGCGGAGGUCGAGAACCGGAAAAGGAACAGCGCGCAGGUGCUGGAGGACGACCUACCGUACAGCAGUGUGCGUGACUCGAUCGUGCUCCACGAACCGGACGUGACGACGGUGCCGGCGGAGAGUAUCUACGCCGAAAUAUGCAACGACACACCGGCGCCGGCACCGCCACCGG